UAGUAAGUACGCAUAAUCUUCUUCUUCGACCACUACAGGGAAAAAAAAAAAGUACAUUAUGCCUCGUACUACUACUACUACUACUUCCCGGAUAAGCACGGCGGCCGAUCGGGAAAUCGACGACCUUUUCGCUGCCAGAAACGCCUCCGCUUGUUUCAAGAUCUUUCACUACCCGUUGAUCUUGAGCAGCUUGCUCUUUUUCCUCUGCUUCGGCACGUGGAUGUUUCUGCACAUAAGGAAUCUGGAGGAACUUCAUAGUAGCGUGCAUCAUGGAAACAGCAAAGGAGAUCACGGCACGACGAGGAACAGCAACGAUAUCACUCGCACCGGCCAGAACAACAACGAAGCAUCAUCAAAUAAUAACCGGCGUCCCCUGGAAGCCUUAAGAACGCCGUUCGAAAAGGAAACUCUGCAAAACAGCAUGAAGAAUCUGCUGCGGAAAGAGCAGCAGAAGCGCCGUUCUACUUCAGGUCCAGGCGGGGCUGAAUCUGGAGGACAGCAAGCUUUAUUUCUGGACGACAGCAGCACAACUUCAGCAGCUUCUGUUGCAGAAUUUUCAACAUUUGAGCACGAGCACGACGGGGAAGUUGUACAACUUCAAGCUAGUACCAAAGAAGGUCAAGAAGUUGUUAAUAAUACAACGGGAAGAUUUAUUUACUUGCAAGAGCAAGACCAAGAGACAGCAGCAGCACAAGUAACACGCAAACAAGAAAUAAACGAGCAACGUCUUCUCCGGAACACAGUGGUUGAAGAGUUCUGCGGGCAUUUUUGUGAUUACCCGAAAUUAGAGCAGAUUUACGGGCAAAAUUUCGAAUUUGACGCUAAGUACGCGGAUACGUUAACCUUGGUCGACGCCUUUGAUCAGUUUGUCAAGGACUUUUUCGGCGGGGGCUCGUCUCGCGGCGGUGUAAGUGGAAAGGAAGAAGUGGCCGCCGCUCAGAGGCGUCGAGGAGAUUCAGCACAGCAGCAGGUAGUACUGCAGCGUACAGAGGAACCAGGAACUAGUAGUACGUCAACAGGUGAAGAAGUAGAACACGUUGAAAAAAAACACAGCAAAACUGAAAAAUCCCCUCUUCCCUACUCCCUCGCCUACGGCUCCCUGCUCGGGUACGAACGGCAUAAGUCGUUAUGGACUGCCAAAGUAUCGUACUAGGUAGUAGAAAUCGCAUCACAAAUUUGUCAGCAUGACAAAUAAAAUUUGUAAUGCGGAUUCAACUUGAGAAUAAAACUUGUAAUGUGAGAGUAGGAUUACUACGAGUACGAUACUUUUGCAGCGGAUAGUCGUUUAUCCCCUACGAUUCGGAUGCGGACAUCAUGCUUCCUUUGGAUUUCUGGGAGCAGAUCAUCACGUUUGUGGUGCGGAAAUUCGUCGCGGAGGAGAAUGAAAAGGAACUACUUGUUGUUUCUCCACCAUCAUCUUCUAAAAACAAGCCUAGAAGAAGAACAACAACAGCACCAACAGCAGUUGCAGCCUCCUCGCUGACAGAAGCACAGGAAGUAGAACAAAUGGCAGAACGAAGUCCCGAAACAAUGGGUGGUGAAAGAACGAAAAUCACAGCAGCACCGCCGAGUUCUUAUUUGCAGCUGCUGGGGAGUAGUAAAAUAGUGGACGCUAUCAAAUGUAAAAAUGUCUGGGUCUGGAAGAUUGCCAGGUUUGUCAUGCACAUUUUGCAUGACUCCUGAUGUCUGUGAUGCAGGCCCUAGCAUCACAGAUUUUGUAACGGCUUCCUGAUGCCUAUACCGCAUGACAAAUGCUCUUUCCGUGUAGCAAAACUUGGACUCUCUUUGCUGCUCACGCAAUACAGAUUUUUUUAGAAUCCAAAAUCAGCAUGACAAGUUGGAUUCUUCCAGACCCAGACAUUUUUACAGUUGAUAGGCAUGGGGAAGGAAAUGCUGGCAGAGGUAGGAAGGGUGCUGCACAGUGUGAAAGAUCAUGUUGUACUAGCAGGAAGCUUAUUUCCGCUCGGAGGACAAGAUCAAGAAGAUGCAACAACUGAGGAAUUGUUCCCACCAAACAACAACAGCACCUCCGGCGUUGCGAUUAUACCCUUCACGUUUGUGACCAUACCGUUUCAACAACAUCAUGCAAAGAACGAAAGCCAAAACAAAGACAAACUUCUUAUCCUAAGGAAAAACGUCCCCACCCCAGAGUCAAGAUGGGGAAUUUGCAACACAAAUCGCGAAGUUUUGGGAGUCACGCAUUACAAAUUGCAGGCUCUAGUGUAGUGCAGUUUAGCAAGGGAAGUCGCAUUACAAAUCCAUCUGCUUAUUCUGUUUACAGCGUUACAAGUUCCAAAACACGAUCGGAAAUUCCUAUCAUGGGGAUGCGCAUUACAAGUGCUCUUGUGCUUGCAGAUCUGCAUGACAUCAACCCUGGGGUGGAGAUGUUUUCAGAAAGGAUAUUUCUCGCCGUCACGUUCGCCUCUUCCCCCGUUGAAUCACUACAAGGGCUGUUCGAGGAGUCCAAAGCCGACUUUGCGCUAAUUUUCUCCGACAAGAGCUUCGAAAAAUUUGGAAAAAAAGCUAUGACCAGCUCAACCGUUACAAUCUCAAAUCGGUUACCAUAGAGUCUGGGUUUUGUGUUGCAUGAUGAGCAUGACAGACUCGCACAGCGUUCCACUUUGUGCAAUACAAAUUUCGCCAGAUUCCAGUGCGGAUUCGAUUGGGACUCCAGAACUUGUCAUGCGAAAUCCUGUGCUGGGAGUAGGGUAGAUCGUGCACUUCUUGCAUCACAGAUUCCCAUAUUCCAUUGUAACGUUUGAGAUUGUAACAGCUGAGCAGGUCAUAAAAGCGCUCAUCGAAGACGAGGAAACGAAAAAGAGGCUGGAAAAGUUGUGGCGGAAGUACCACAAGAAGAAAUUGCGGUCUGGAAGAAGAACUGCAUCUUCCAGCACAACGAUGUUGAAACAGGAUUUAUCUUCUGGGAAAAUGAUGUUACCCAGCGGUGAUAAUGAUUUUGGGAGAAACAGCUCGGUUGAGCAGCAUGAUACGAAUGCUGCGGAGAACAUCAAUCGUCACAACCUACCUCAUUUCUUUUUCCAAAACAGCACGACGCCGCAGUCCAGCAAAGCAAAUAACACUGCCGCCAUGUCCUGGGCCGGGCAAGUGGGUGCGCGGUUCGUGAUGCGGCAUAAAUGGCGGGAAUUCCAGGGCGUGUCGUUCGAAGAAGAAGAUGAACAGCAAAGCAGGGGUACUACUUCUUGGGGGAAAAGUAGUAAAGCGGAAAGAACAUCUACUACGACGAGCGCAUUUGGAUACAAAGCGUCGUCGACAGUAGUUGGUGCAGCUGGAGGCGGGGAACAAGACCGGGAAAAUGACUCCUUCUUCGACUCGUCAUCCCCCAUCACUUCUCAAAAUGAACAUCACGAGGAGCGAAUCGGAAUCCAGCAAGCGGCAACACUGACCGAGGCGGGGGAGCCGUUUUUUGAGAAGAUCGCAAACGGGUUCUUGCAGGCGUUUUUCUACGAUUCGUCUUCCAUUAGUCAGCAAGAAGAAGAAGCAGGUCAGCAUUCGUCCGUAUUGCCGCGGAAAUUGUCUAAAGACCGCAACACCCACGGCGGCGCGCAUUUCUCCGUGUUGGACUUGAGCGGGUUGAACCGGCACGAAAUGGAGAAAUUUGACCGGAUAUGCAUUUUGCAAAAGGUGAAGUAUGAUCGCGCUCAUAGGCAGGGUACAAAGAUUAUUCGCUUUUUGUUCAAAAGACAAAAUGAAAUCAAUUUGUGAUGCUGUUUCAGUUAAAAAGAAGCGAGGUCUACUGUCAUGCAAAAUACUGCAGUUAGCACUCCUACUCUCCUUUCAGCGACGCGCUGCUUACAACUUUUGCACUGCAUACCGGAAUAGGAGGCUUGGACCAGCGAGAAGCUUGGCGAGUACCGGCGACCGGGUGAAGUAUCUGUUCCACACCGCGGCAGAGAUUGGGGAAUUGGACAAGUGUCGGUCAAGUAUCACUUCGAAGCACCUGCUCUCAACAGCCGCAUCAUCUUCUACUUCAGCUUUUAGCACCCUCGCGAUUCAGCAAAGAUUGGGACUGUUGCGGGUCGAGGACUUUUAUGCAGCGGAAAUUUGUUCUCGUGCAACAUGAUACACGAGAGGCAUCACAAAUUCCACUCUGAUUUGAUGUAUAAGAACACUUGUCAUGCUAAACUACGAUCGAAGCAGCCCAGUUCUCUCAUGCAGAGACAGCUUUCGUACGUGUUGUACGGGAUUUUGAUUUUACGCUGUGGAUAACUUUCCGGAGACGAUGGAGGUGGAAAUCGGGGGGAAAGCCGGUUUAUUUGAUGUAGCGGGUGAUCUCGGUGAAGAAGACAGGAGCUCUUCUACGCUUUCGCUGGGUAGUACUACUAGGAUAAAGGGAACACGCGGGCAAAUGAACGGAACAAGCGGGGGUCAUGAUAGCGAAGUGAAAGAUCAAAAAUUGACCGGAGCAAAAAUGCAGCCGAGCCGCACCCGCAGUACAACAAGAAGGCCUCCAGAAGCAGCAAAGCAGCAGCAACCGAUCAAAACCCGGAUCUUCGUCGACGAUGCGUUGCGGGACAACCUGCUGAAAAUCUGCUAUGGUGAGCAGUAUGCGCAGCCGCGGUUUGUUUGGGAGAACGGGAAGUGGACCACCGCGACGGAGGGACGAGAUGGAGGGGGUUAGGUAGUACUUAUCGGCGGCGAGGAUAACUAGAGAGGAAGAAGUCGGAUUUUUGCGAGAUGACUGUCCUUCAACAUAGAGGGGCAUCACCCUGCUACUUAUUUUUGCGUCCUGUUAGUCGUGUAUGAUUUUCAACAAAGAAACCAAAACGCAAGAGCAAGUUUCCGAAGAUCUUCGUUUGUUUCGAAAUAGAAGCUCUACAGGUCUCUUGACCAUAGACGCC
This is a messenger RNA of Amoebophrya sp. A120, 4859 nucleotides long. The record is from the annotation of a GenBank genome assembly. NCBI's taxonomy places the organism in Eukaryota, Dinophyceae, Syndiniales, Amoebophryaceae.